AUGCCCUUGAUGUAUAAAAAUCCCCACUCACAUGACACCACUUCCCCUCUUCCAAAUUCCAAACCUCCACCACCGCCACAGCCGAUUCACCGCCAUGAUUUACGCCACCAUCACCACCACCACCACCACAAUCAAUCCCCCUUCAUGUUUUCCCCACCUUGCCGGCUCAUGCUAGCUACAGGCACCUGGCUCCGAACCCGACGGAGCCGCUGCGUGUUCCUCCUCCUCUUCUCACCGAUCCUCCUUCCCUUUCUUUGCGCCUCGUUGCCUCUCCUCUGCGCCGCAGAGCUAUGCAUCCGCCUCUGCCACGGUGGGCGGAGGAAGAAAGAUGAAGACGGAGGCGAUCGGUUGCGGCGGUGUGAAGAGGGUUUUUGUGACUGUGGUUGUGUAGAGGAAGAGGGGAAAGAAAUUGGGUUAUUGCAAAGGUAUUUAGAAGAUCAGUUACGGCUCGUUGGAUCUAUGUACGAGUGUGGUGAUGAAUUUGAUGAUGAUCAAGAUGGUCAAAAUGAUCAUCAUGAUUAUAAUGUUGAUACUCCUCUUUUGGGUUAG
Molecule: messenger RNA, 549 nt
Organism: Dovyalis caffra
Lineage: Eukaryota; Viridiplantae; Streptophyta; Magnoliopsida; Malpighiales; Salicaceae
Source: the annotation of a GenBank genome assembly